AUGGUCGCCGGUGGACGAGACAUAUGCUUUCUGCGAAAUGAAAUUCGUCAACAAGAAUACGUAAUAAAAUGCAAAGACAAGAAGCUAGCUGAACUGGACAAGGAGAUUAACAAGGAGAAGAAGAGUAUUGAAAUUUUAUUGCUUCGAGCAGAAGAAGCAGAAGUUGAAAACAGCAAACUAAAGCGAGAGGUUUACAGAACAGAAAAGGAGAAUGAAGAUCUCCGCCAAGACAUUAUUGACUACCAGAUGCAGAUAGAUGCCCAGAGAGACAAUUUGCUUUACAAAACAGAGGAUGAUUUUGAUAUUCGUGCAGAGCUGUCAAAAAAGAACAAUGAGAUAUAUGAGUACCUUGAUGAUAUUCAGAAUCUGACAGAAGCAAAUGAAAAGCUGGAUGCUCAAAACCAUGAAAUGCAGAAGAACCUUCAAGAAUCUGCACAGGAAAUGGAAAGAAUAACUGACAAAUAUAAUAAAAUAAAAGUAAUUGUUCAAAAGAAUGAUGUGGUCAUGGAUCAGUUGCGAAAAGAAAAUGAACAUCUAAAACUCCAGUUGUAUGAAAUGACUGAGCAACUGCAUUCGAAGUUGGACGAGGAUGAUACUGUAAUGGAGGUUGUCAAGUCAAAAGUAGAAGAGUGGAAGAAAGUUUUUUCUGCAAAGGAUGAAGAAAUUCUGAAAUAUCAGGAAAUGUUAACUGAAAUUACGGAAAAACUUAAAGCAGCACAGCUUGAUUGUGAUAAAUCUAGCAUCAUGGCCCUUCAGCAGGAAUUGCAAAAACGAGACGGCCAGAUAAAGAUGUUGAGCAAUAAAUUAGAGCAGUGCACACACGACAUGGAGAAGAAUACGUUAAUUAUUGAAGAGCUCCAAAAACAACUUCAGACAGAUGCAGGCGAUUCUUUGAUAGCCUGUCAGAACCAAAUUGGGCAAUUACAAGCAAAGUUGCAGGCUGAAGAACAAAAGCUACAGGAGAUGGUGCAAAUAGCCAGUCAAGCAGAGUCUGAUGCCAAAGAAAAGGAUAAAGAGCUCAGUGAAACACUUGCCAAAAUGCGCGCCUAUGAAGCUGGUGAAUAUGGGUUGGAAAGUGCUGUUGCAGAAAUUAACAAGUAUAAGAAUCAAGUGAAACUAAGAGAUAAAGAAAUUGAGUCUCUUAUAAAAGAGAUUAACAAUCUUGAUGGAAAGAUCAGCGACUUGUUGUAUGAAAAUGAAGAUUUUAGAGAGCGUUUAGGCCUAGAUAUCAAACAAGUUGAUUUAACUGCAUUUCGAAGAAGCAAGGUUGUGAGGCAACAGCAAUACCGAGCAGAAAACCAAGUUCUACUGAAAGAGAUUGAAAGGUUAGAAGAUGAAAGGCUUGAACUGAAGAAAUACAUUAGACUGCUUGCAAAAGAGAAAGGGAAGCGACCUUCUGAAAAGGAUCUAAAAUUUGAUGAUCUGCUGCCUGCUGAGAAGUUUAUGAACAGUCUGAAGGGUCACUCUAAGAAAAUGUUCCUACUUUCAAAUUCUGCAGAUCUUGAGGAGAUGGUCCAGAAGCAGACCAGUGGUCCUUAUGUCCGACAUCAUGAAGACCUUCGAGAGGAUCGUCUUGAACUAUAUGAGUCCUCUUGUGAAAGUGAAAAAAUGGAAGAAAAUAGCCAGCUGGAACAAGGAAUGCGAGAAAUAAUGCAAGCAAUAAAAGAUGCACAAAAAGGCUCUGGCAAAGAAGUGGAGAUUCAUAUUCCUGUAUUAGAAAGGCUGUUAAAUGCAAUGAAUAUUAAGAAUUCAGAACGAACAAUUCAUGCCAAUAUGUCUCUGAAAGCUCAAGUCGACCAGCUUACAGGGCGUAAUGAAGAACUACGGAGGGAAAUAAGAGACUCUCGGAAGGAGACGGUACAUGCCAUUAACCAGAUGGAGAAGGCAUUAGAAAAAGCUGCACUCUUGGAAAAUGAAGUGAAAUUGAUGCAACAGACGAGAAAAAACAGCAUUGUCUUUCAAACUCACCACCUCCCUGAAGAAAUGUCACCUUCUAGUGCUGAAAUAAUCAACACAUUAAAUGAGCACGCAAUAAGACUUCUACAGGAACUGCACAAUAAAGAGGAAACGGCAACAAAAUUGGGAGAAGCUUUAGAAGAAUACAAAAGGAAAUUUGCAGUUAUUCGUCAUCAACAAGGACUACUUUACAAAGAAUAUCAAAGUGAAAAGGAAUUAUGGGAAAAGGAACUCAAACAAAGUUGUGAACUUCAAGAUAAACUUCAGGAACAAAAGGCACAUGAUGCUAUUAAAAUAGCCGAGUUUAACCAUUGGGUGAACAUACUGCAAAUGGACUCUGAAGAAAUAAGGAGGCAGGUGGCAGAAGCUGCCAGGAAAAUGAUUGUUCUAAAGGUCAAUGAAAAAACCCUCACACGAAGAUACACAAUUGAACUGGAAAUGGAGCAACAUCUCAGAAAGGAGAACAGCAAAUUGAAAAACGAAAUAACUGCAAUGGAAUCGGCAGUGACAAAAAAAAUUGGUUACUUGCAGAGAUAUAAGGACAUGGCAGCAUUUAAAAUUGCAUCUUUACAGAAAGCCUUGGAUGGUAGUGUCCCAGCUGUGGAACUUGAGCGAGUCAAUAAUCAAUACAGCGAUUUAACAAUCAGAUACAGAGAUCUUCUACAGAAAGAUAAUUUGCUUGUCCAGAAGGCCGUCAGCUUGGAACAUUCAGAGAGUGAAAAUGCCGUUCUCAGGAAACAUAUUGAUCGUUUGAAUAAAGAACUGGAAAUUACAAAGGAAAAACUGCAUACACUAGAACAAGCUUGGGAAGAAAUUAAUUCACUGGGUGUUGACUCAAUGAAUAAAGCAGCUAAUGCAAUCACAAGGGGUGAUUUGUCUGUGUCCAAAAAAAUGACCAUGUUGGAAAUGAAAGAACUCAAUGAAAGACAGAGAGCAGAUCAUGCUCAUGAAAUGUAUGACUGCCUAAGAAAUACUCUAAAAAAGGUGGAAGAGAGGAAUUGUGAACUGGAGAACAAAUUUGUUAAUCUCACUAAACAAUACCUAGAAGCCCAAAAAGUAGAACAAGAGCUUCGGGAUGCCCUUGCACAGAGUGUAAGUAAGGCUGUCAGUGAUGCAGACAGGACAAGAAUACUAGAGUUGGAAAAAACUGAAGCAGAGCUCAAAAAUGAAGUUUCAAAGUUAAGAGAAGUGUCAGAUGUUGCCAUGAUGCAAAUAAUUACCCUGGAAGCUCGUCAGCAAUCUAGAGAUAAAGAAAUCGAAUCUCUGCGUAAACAGCACUUGGAUUAUCAGGCUGAAUCAGAUGAAAGUGCUUUGAUCGCUAAGCUUCAUCAGCAUAUUGUAGCAUUAAAAGUGAGCGAAGCUGCUGCUGUCAGCAAGCUAGAAGUAACAGUGACUAAGCUUCAGAAGCUGGAGGCCUACAACCUGAGACUAGAGCAGAAGAUUGAUGACAAGGAGCAAGCUUUGUAUUAUGCUAGACAGGAAGGACGUAAUCGAGCUAAGCACUUACAGCAAACUGUGCAAUCACUUCGGAGACAGUUUAGUGGUGCUUUACCCUUGCCACAGCAAGAAAAGUUCUCAAAGACUAUGAUACAGUUGCAAAAUGACAAAGUGAAGAUCCAUAUGGAGAAGCAAAGAGCUGAAGAGGAGAGAAGAAAAGCUGAAGAGAAAAUGCUUGAGCUGGAAUUGAAAUUCAAGGGGUUAGAGGAGUUGAUCAGCACCCUGAAGGAUGCCAGAGGAGCACAAAAGGUCAGUGAAUGGCAUAAAAGAAUGGAAGAGCUACGUCUUCAGGAUCUGAAACAAAGCCGAGAAUUGGGAACUCAUAAAGAAGAAAUCAAAUAUUUAAAGAAAGUAAUUUCUGACCAGGAGCGGACAAUCUGUCAUCUGGAAGAAGAAAUUGUACAACAGAAUAAUUUUCAUGAGGAAUGUCAGCUGUCCUGGGAACAGAGAGAAGUUGAAUUGGAACGACAGCUGGAUAAAUACGAACAGCAGCAUAAUGAGGUGCUCAUGACUGCCAAAAAGUUUGAAGAAGCUACAGGAGCAGUCCCAGAUCCCAGCUUGCCUCUUACACAACAACUUGAAAUGGCACUUAGAAAAAUUAAAGAGCAUGUCCGAACCAUUGUGGAAACACAGGCAACGUGCAAGAACCUAGAGGAGAAUCUAAAGAAAAAGGAAUUAGAUCUUUGGAAGGCUGAGCAGAAUAUUUUUUCAAGAGACAAAGUAAUUAAUGAGCUCAGGAUACUUCUCCCUGCCUCAGCUAAACGGGAUAAACUCAUUGAAGAACUAGAAAGAAAGGAUGGAGAACCUGAAUAUCAAGUUGCCUUAAAAGUAGCCCAGCAAACUAUUGCAAACCUGCAAGCUAGAUUAAACCAGAAGGAAGAUGUCAUCAAGAAAUAUCUUCAUAUGUUAACCAGAAGUAGGCAGGAGCAAGAAGAUAUUGCAAAGAAGCAUUCAGAAGAGCUUUCGCUUUUACUUCAGAAACUGAAUUUGCAGUCGGACACUUCUCUCCACAUGCUUAAGCAAUCGGCAAUGGAAUUAAUAAAGACACGAACCAUUUCACUUCCCACAUCCAGAAAUUUGGCUCGAUUUGCAGAAAUGGAGCUAAUUUUAGCGGAGCAGGAGAAUUCACUUUCUGUAUUUGCAGAAAAGCUAAAAAGAACAACAGCAGAACUGGAUAAGCAGAAGCAAAUCACUUUUGAAAAAAUAAAAGAGCAUGAGAAACAGAAAUCCAAGCUUGAAAUAAGUCAUAGGAAUGAAGUAACAAAACUGAAAGAAGCAGCAGCGGAACUUCGUAAUUUACUCUCAAAGGUGGACAAAGAGAUGCGCUAUUUAAAAGAUGAACUGGAGGCACAAAAAGAAAUAAAUGCCAGGACACCCCCUAUUUCAUUUCAGUCUUUGGUGGAAAGGCUUAAAAGUCAGUUAGCUGUUAAAGAAAAACAGCAAAAGGAGCUAAGUAAAGCAUUGCAACAACUGAGAUCGGAAAUGACAGAAAUUGCAGAACAACAAAUAAUUGCAAAUGAAGCUCAAAAAAAAGAAAACCUUAACAUUCAGCAACUGGUUGAUAAGCAGACUAUGAGGAUGAAGUUAUGCAUGGAUAACCUACAAGAACAGCUACAUACUGAGAGAGAGAACCUGCAAAUAAGUAAAAAUGAAGAAAUCACAUUAAAAUCACAGAUGGAGGACAUAAACAUAGAGCUGCAGAAAACUCAGAUGUGUUUAAGAAAAGUGGACGCUGAAAGAACAGAUUUACUCAGACAAAAUCAAGAGUUAAAGGAGAAGAUUAAGAAGCUCAGUUACAACACACAGGUACAGUCCGAUGCCAGAAGAAAACUGCAUGCCUUGGAGCAGCUGCAGAAGAAAGUGAGGACAUUAGAAGCUGAACUGGCAAGCAAAGGCACAUCGGUGCAUGUGGUUAAAAAAGCAGUGAAAGAAGAUCCGGAACCAAAAGAGGAAGUAAUUCGAUGGGAAGAGGGCAAAAAAUGGCAAGCUAAAAUUGAAAUUAUGAGAAACAAGCUGCGAAGCAAAGAGAAGCAGGUGGAAUGUCUAAAAAAGCAGCUUUGUACUACGAAAGAUGAAUGUUCAAGGCUGGAAAAGGAAAAGACAGGUUUGCAGAAGAAAGUUCAUGCACGGGAAGCAGCUGUCUUUCAAGUAACAGACACCUGUCCUACAGAACAUGAAAAGAAGACAGAAGAGCUAAAAGAGAGAAUUUCUGAACUGGAGAAUGAAAUCAUUAAUAUGAAGGAAACAUGCGAUCUCACUAGAGAUUCUGCUCUGGAACAUUUAAAAAUUAAAAGUAGGUUUUUGGAAAACAAGAUGCAGGCCUUAGAAAGGCAACUUGAAAAAGAAAAUCUUCCCUUGGCUACAGAAUCUGGCAAAGCAUAUCAUGAACUACAAAGGGAAAAUCUUAAACUCUGUUCAGAAAAUGUCGAGUUACAUUUUAAACUAGAGCAGGCAAAAAGGGAUUUGCCUAGAAUAAAGGACCAGGCCGAAUCUUUAAAAAUCAUGUGUGUACAUCUUAAAAAGGAGAAAAACAACCUUCAAAGGAAAACUGGAAAUGUUGCAAAAUCUGGACGCUAUGACAAAAGUGUCCCUGAACUUGAGAAAACAAUUGCCUUAAUGAAGAAGGUGGUUGAGAAGUUACAAAAAGAAAAUGAAGAACUGAAGGAAACUCUUUCUAGGAGGAAACUCAUCACAUUAGAAAAUGAGAAUGAAAAACUUAAGUCAGAUUUUGAAAACCUGAAGCUGCACAUGGAAAAACAGCUAAAUGCAAAAAAUGAGCCCAUAACAAAGGAAAUGCAUAAAAUCAUCAAUGAAAAUGAGGAGCUUUGUGAAGAGCUGAAAAGGGCAGAAGAAAGAGCACAAAAACUUACAGUAGAAAAUAAUGUCUUGGAAGUCAAGAAUGAAGAGUUAAAAAAGAAAUUAGGAGAAAUAAAUAAAGGGGCAACCUGUAGUGAUGAAAGAAAGACCUGUCCACCCAAAAAGGGUGGUAAAAGCUGGAAUUCAACUGUGGUAACAAGAAUGUAUGAAACAAAACUGAAGGAUCUAGAGACCAUCAUUAGCAGAAAAAAUAAAAACCUUAAAGAUCUGAGACAACUGCUACAAGACAGCACUGAGAGGGAAGAGAAGUUGGAGCAGCGUAUUGCUGAAAUGAGAAAGCAGGUUCGAAUAUGA
Molecule: messenger RNA, 6624 nt
Organism: Polypterus senegalus (gray bichir)
Lineage: Eukaryota; Metazoa; Chordata; Cladistia; Polypteriformes; Polypteridae
Product: centrosomal protein of 290 kDa-like
Exons: 45
Coding region: 1-6624 (2207 amino acids)
Biological process (GO): camera-type eye development; kidney development
Source: RefSeq, a predicted model, not a curated record